AUGGAUCGACAAAGUAUAUUGGCAAGUUAUGGUAUUCCUCUUCCAGUAGUAUCCCGUUCGCCGACAGCCGCAAGCGGACGGCGGGUGACAACGGGAAACGGUAAUAAUCGGACAAGCAAAAGAUACUCUGUCACUGCUUUAUACUCAAUGGCAGCUGAACAAGACGUCGAGGUCGAAGAUGAUUUGGCUAGAGCACAAAAACGUCUAAGAGAAUUAAAAAGUCGAAUUUCUGCACAGUCAAAAAAGAAUUUUGUACUAGAGCGUGAUGUGAGAUACUUGGAUUCUCGUAUCGCUCUCUUGAUUCAAAAUCGGAUGGCUUUAGAUGAGAAACAAGAAGUUGAGAGUCAUUUAGAAGAGUCAGACCCCCAAGAGGGAAAUUUUCUAGAUGAUCGAAAGAUGCAACAAUAUGGAAAUCUUUUCUUUCUUCUUCAAACAGAGCCACGUCACAUAGCAACAUUGUGUCGUCUAGUCAGUCUGACGGAGAUUGAUGUCUUACUGCAGACUGUCAUGUUUACCUUAUACGGAAAUCAGUAUGAAAGCAGAGAGGAGCAUCUGUUGUUAACCAUGUUUCAGUCUGUUCUCGCAGCUCAGUUUGAGACAACCACAGAUUUCAAUUCUCUCCUCCGCGCAAAUACACCAGUCUCUCGCAUGAUGACUACUUAUACUCGUCGCGGACCGGGUCAGAGUUACCAGAAAUCCGUCUUAUCGGAGCGAAUUAACAGUCUGAUCGAACAUAAAGAUUUAAAUAUGGAGAUAGAUCCAUUGAAAGUAUAUUUGCAAAUGAUUCAACAAAUAGAAGAGGAAACUGGAAAAUUACCCGAGCAUUUACCGAGAUCAGUUACGGCCGAAGUUGCCGCUGCCAAUGCCGAAGUACAAGCAAUCAUUGCGCCAAGAUUGACCAUGUUGACGGAGAUUGCUAAUUCGUUUUUGGCUACCAUUAUUAAUUCUCUCGAGAAAGUUCCUUACGGUAUUAGGUGGAUAUGCAAGCAGAUUAGGUCUCUAACAAAGAGAAAAUAUCCAGAUGCUACCGAGUUUAUGAUAUGCUCCAUGAUAGGAGCGUUCUUUUUUUUACGAUUUUUGAAUCCAGCUGUUGUUACCCCAGAAGCUUACAUGCUAGUCGAUAAUGUACCAGGAAAGCACCCUAGGCGAACUUUAACUCUGAUAGCAAAAAUGCUUCAGAAUCUUGCCAAUAAGCCUACAUAUGCCAAAGAAGCGUAUAUGAAAAUGUUGAAUCCGUUUGUUGAAGAGAAUAAACGGAGGAUUAAUAAAUUUUUAUUGAGCUUGUGCGAAGUGGGAGACUUUUACGAAAGUUUGGAGAUGGAUCAGUACAUUGCUCUAUCAAAGAAAGACCUUGUACUUCAUAUAACAUUGAACGAAAUAUAUAACACACAUGAUUUAUUGCUUCAACAUAAAAACGAAUUGGCAGCAUCGGAUAAGAGUCAUCUCCGCAUAUUGCUUGAUGAGGUUGGUCCCGCCCCACCCCAAGUACCGCGUAAAGAGAACAGGGCAAUCGAGUUGCCUUUAUUCAGUCGUUGGGAAACUCCUAUACAAGAUCUUGCAACUGCUCUCAUGUCCGACAAUAAUCUAACCCAAAACGACAUUCUUUACAUGGAAACCAAAUCCAUCUUUGUUCAGUUGAUCCGCUCGAUGCCGCGCGUAGCUGAACGACGGCCAAUUGAUCUAGCCUACAUUGCUGAAACUGCCGCUACCACCAAAGAUGCCACGCUCGUUCGCAAAGGUAUCAAAGUUAAGGAAAUGCUACGAGAACUCGAAGAAGCUCACGUAACUGACAGCAGUGACGGAUAUAAACUCAUGACCGAGGAAGUUGCCCAAGAAUUGGCUCAUUUGGGUAACUUGCGCGAAAUCGUCAACGAGGAGAUUAAAUCCCUCGAAGCAGUAUAUAAAACUAUAUGUGACCAUAACAAUUAUCUAAGGAGUCAGUUGGAACAGUAUAAAGCGUAUUUACAGAACGUGAGAAUACAAACGUCAAAGGAUAGUGUUGGGCCAGUGAGCGUUGUGAAAGUGGGUGAUAAGGACAAUACUCAAAAACAGAAAGCAAUAGGGCCAUACAAGUUCACGUAUAUCCAAUUGGAGAGGGAUGGAAUAAUUGUCGAAAGCAGUGUUCCUGAUUAUCGACGGCGAGAUAUCUACUUUAAUAUAACGUCACCGGUUCCAGGAACUUUUGUAAUCGCCUUACAUUACCGAGGACGAGAAGCAGCCAUUCUAGAGAUGGAUCUCAAACUUGAUGAUCUUUUAGAGAAGCAACAAGAUAACGUAGUAUCACUAGAUCUCGAAUACGUCCAGUUUGACGUGAGCAAAAUACUCCAGCUUUUGAACAAGACGUUUGCUAAACGAAAGAUGCCAACCGUGUCAAAUGCCUGGGGCAAAUUGUGCCUCUCCCCGUGCGCCGAGUACUCUACUGUUGGGUGA
Molecule: messenger RNA, 2430 nt
Organism: Paraglomus occultum
Lineage: Eukaryota; Fungi; Glomeromycota; Glomeromycetes; Paraglomerales; Paraglomeraceae
Source: the annotation of a GenBank genome assembly